Molecule: messenger RNA, 6054 nt
Organism: Schistosoma guineensis
Lineage: Eukaryota; Metazoa; Platyhelminthes; Trematoda; Strigeidida; Schistosomatidae
Source: the annotation of a GenBank genome assembly
AUGGAUAUUGACAACGAUAUCAACCAAGUUUUGCCAGCUGGAAAACUAGCUAGAGAACCAGAUCGUCCAACUCAUAUAUGUACUUCCAUUCUGCAAAACCCUUCUUCCAAUUCAUCCAAAACAGUACCAUUUUUCCCACGUGUAUUGCUUAGCGUUCAGCAACCUCUGUCUAGUCUGAUAAAUCAAACAAUAAUACAACCUACUGCUCUCACCACUGCAUCUGGUGCCAAUACGCCUCUACCACAUGCUUCUAGUUUACAUAUGUCGGCUACAUCAGUUUCAUCUCCCAUUAAUUCUACCAAUCAGUUCUUCCCUUUGAUAUUGGCUGCCGCAUCUACAUUGCCUCCGUCAACAUCAAGUGCACCGACACCACUACAACUUCACUUGGGGAACUAUUCAGGAAGCUCUAGUGUUGCAUCAGCAUCAAGUCAAAGUAUCUUUUUACACCCAAGUGUCACAACUACUGCAUCUUGUUUGUCCGUACCGAAUGUUUUAAACAGUCCAUCACGGCUAGGUACAUCUGGUGUUACGACAGCUUCCACCCCACUAGUUGCUUCGUUAAUCAAUAAAAACUGUUCCACAUCGCCGUCAGUAGCUUCUGUUGUCAUAUCUCCACAGGCUCCAAACCACAUACAACCAACACUUGCUUUAAGAUUCGCAACCCAUACGUCAACCCAAUGUAGCGCUAUGGUUACAACUGCAACAGUGAAUUCAAGUGCCUGCCCACUAGUGUUUGAAACUCCUACAACAAAUGUUACGUUGCCACUCCAGUCUCAAAGAUCACAUUGUGUAACUGCCAUAAAUUUCCCUGCACCGACUUCUGUAUCUGGAAGUUUGCUCAUGAGUUCUACUCUCUGCUCAACUCCACGCGUACUUAUUCACAAACCUCAAAGCCUUUCAAACCCACCAUCUUUGAUAGAGAAUCCAACAACUUCAAUUACUACUGUAUCUCCCAGUAAGAUGAGUACAUCUGAUUCCAGUUUCACCAAUUUAUCGAAUCCCGCUAUCAUUUUCCAUGAUCAAGUAAAUACACAGUCUCCACAAACAUCAAAAACUAAAUUGGUUAAUUUUACCACACCGCUAUCUGCUACUGUUCGUUUGAUUACACCUCCAUCUACGGUUUGCACGACUACUAAAUCCACAUGCACUGUAUCCACUUCUGGAAAUAGUGCUUUAGCUUUCCCGACAUCCUUAUCUCAGACUGUAGCACUUUCAACUCGGCCAUCUAUAGCAAAUACAGGUAGUGUAUGGUCAGGGUUGACAGUGAAUCCUAAUGUUUCGUUCAUGUCUCCUUCCAGUGGUAAUGUUGUUGCCAUUCAGUCUUCACAAUCCUUGAUUGUUCAAGCUCAAUCUGACUUACCUGUUCAGUCAACUAUAGCAACUUCUUCAUCUUUAAAUCCAAGUUUGAUGAUGUCUCUUCGAAGUUUUUCUGGAAGUUCAUCAAAUACAGGUCCAUCUUUACCCUUGAGUGCAGCUAAUCAUACAGUGCUGGCCUUCAACUUGGCAAAUUCAAAUGUUCAUAGUACUCCUACAACAUGUACAAGCGUUACAGGAAUGCUUACAAAUCCUGUCCGGCAAAUAAAUUCUUCCAGUCCUGCUUCUCCACUAAUUGUUCGUGCUAGUGGACCUUCAGCAGUUGGAUAUGUACCAAAUACUAGUACGGUUAUGGGUCCUACAUCGCUUUUAAAACCAUUCAACUUAAGCGGAAACACAGGAUUAUCUGCUACCUCGUCCAGCGCAUCUGUGGUACCGCAUAUUUUACCGGUCAAUAUUGCUCCAGCCAAAUUAACUCCUUUACAACCAUCGAUAUCUGCUUCAACUUCUUCAAUAUCUCAUACCCGUUCAAAUUUUUCUCAGAAUAACUCAGUUUGCAUUAGUUCUCAUCGCCUCCCGACUUCAUCUAUUUUUUCUCAGCCCAGUCGAAAGAGAGCACGUAAGCAGCAACUCGCUUCAUCUUUCUCAUCUGUAAUGAUUACUCCAGUUUCGGUUGUCUCGUCGACUACAUCAACUGCUGUCAGUAUGAGUAGUCUAGUAAAUCCUUCCAGUUUAAAUUCUGUAGUGUCUGGAUGUCGCAGCGUUUUACCAUCAACACCUACCCUGGUUGCCAUGGCUAAACCAACUAUCCAACCACAUCAGUUUGCACAACCUGUGUACAGUUGUCAAGUGACACAUUCACCACAGAUCUCAGGAAGUUCUACUAAAUCAGGUCCUGUAUCAGUAGAUUCUGUUUAUCGGAAUACAUCAGCAACCAUUUCCGUCAGCUGUGCAACUAACGUCAGUCCAUCCAACAGCGGACUUAUGGGUAUACGUUUAGUGUCGGUACGUUCUACUCCAACUACUUCUGUUCCCAAUAACAGUUCUAUUUUACUAAAUACUACCUGUUUUCAGUCAUCUACUGGGAGUCUUGGGACCCGUGGGAGUACAGGUGAUAAUUCAGUGAUUAUGGUCACAUCUCCAUCACAGAUCGUAUCUUCUGGUGGACACCUUCGUAUAACCAAUUCACAUUGCUCACAGUCUUCGGAUAUUCAUCAAACACAGGCCGCUGCGGUGUAUGUUUUAACCACCUCUGUUUAUCCGAUUCUAAGCACUACUACUGUUACUUCGUCGAACUCUAAUUCAGGAAGUGAGUCAGCAUGUUCUGCUUCCAGUAUCAUCAGUCCAGUUGUAGUUUCUGGAUCAACAAACGGUGUUCUUCAGGUACGAUUUAGAUCUCCACAACCAAAUAUUAGUCCUACUGUCAUGGCUGAAAACCAAGAAUCUAAAAGUUUGCAAGUUGUUAAUCAUAAUAUUCUUUCAACUAGCCUACAUUCAAUAUCCGAUGUUUCUAAGUCAGUUUCCGAAGAUUCAAAGUUUAUUAAUCCGACUAGUAAACCACUCCGAUGUGCUUCUGAAUCGAAUCCUCUUUUACAUCACCUAGUUUCAUCCUUGAAACAAUCUCAAAAUGAAUCAACGGCUGAUGUUAGCCAUAUGAAUAAUACAGAUCUGAAGAAGUCUGAUUCAAGUUCAACCCAUUCUGAGUUAUCUCUUUCAAAUUCAUGGUCACAUAAUAACAUAGAUGAUUCAAAACAAAUUAAUGUUGGGAGCUACUUGAAUUCAAAUGAAAAACACACUUGCUUUUAUCCUACUACCAGCAGAGAUAAUUCUGACCUUAACAAUGACUUCACUGAUUGUGAUAGUAAAAUUUUAAACGAAAAACAGUUGACCGUACCUAUUCACAAUAUACCACGUAAGAAAAUUAAAGGUGAACAGGAACCAAAUGAAUGUCAAAAGGCUGAUGAGAUUACCAUUAAAAGUGAUCUUCACAAUAGCAAUAAACUAUCAAAAGCUGGUAUAUUAUGGACUGUAGACCCUGUUGAUGGUCGUGAAUGGAUACUUAAUGGAAGACCUCCAAGGCCUUUAAUCAAUCCAAAGUGCGGAUUGUCAAAUAGUAGGUUGAGUGUUCCUUGUCGUUCUAAGAGCUCUCACUUUCUCAGUCUUUCUGAAAUAUGCACAAGACCACAACACAAGUCUGCCAAUCCUGAUGAUUCUUCACGACGUGGUGUGCAGAAUACUCGCCGCAGACGUCGUUCUUUGGUUACUGGCACGAAUAUGUCACACUCCGAAUCUGACAUUCAGAGUAAAGGAGAGAGAGAUAUGAAUAGUUUGAAUUCUAAUUCUGAGUCAAAUGAAGCGAAACGUUUAGUGCAAGAUAUUUUAGCGGUACGCGCUGAGCAAGAAGAUUCUGGUUUUGUUAGAUUUCCUUUGACCACUACAUCAGUGCUGGAUAUUACAGGUUGGCGUGUUCUUCGUUGUGCUGACAAUUUGGAUUUAUUAGCAUACACAGAGUUGCAAACACUAGAAACCAUAAAGAAUAUGGAGACCGAUUUAACUGACCAGCUACAUUGCAUUUCUACUCAGAGUGUUACAUCAUCACUUCUUAGUGUAUCUCAAGGUGUUAGUGAAACAGCAAAAUCUAUAGAGUCUGGAUUAAAAUCAGAUGAAUCCGAGAUGGCUAGUCAGUUUAAUGUAGCUAUUGAAUUGAUCAAAGGGAUUUCUCAACGUAAAAAAUACCUAUUGGACUCUAUUCAGAGGAUAAGUUCGGUCACCAAAAAUUUAGUACAUCAUUUCAGUCCUGGAAUUCAUAAUCUAAUUGAAGAGCUAGAAGAUAGUCCCAACAGCUCUAGUAAAUCAUUGUCUCCAUCAUCAUCGAAAACCAAUUUGGAUUCCAACACCUUAUCUACUCCAAUUACCUUACGAAGAUCCUCACGAAGUUAUGAAUUUCCAGAUAUAUAUUUCAAACACCAAUAUCCAAUGAUAAAUAAAGUUGUACAGUGUUGUUCAGUCACUGGAAUAUCACAAGAGAUUGAAAAUCUGAAGCUAACACUUAAUCAGAUAAAUACCUGCCUUGUAGAAGAAAAUGAUCAAUUAAAGUGUUCUGAUUUAUUAAAUCUAAAAAAAGACUUGGAAGAGUUGAUUGAAUUGAAAGAAAAUGAGCUUUUGAAUAGUAGAAAAGCACAACUUUUAGCUGAAAUUGGAUCUAUACUUACUGAUAAUCAAGAGAAAGAUGAUGAAUUACAAGGAACGUCACUUCAGACAGAUUCAUCAACAAUUAAUGAAGAGUCUUUAGUCGGACAACGUUGCAGUGUUCCUGGAUGGACUUCAUCUGGGAAAUUUAUUCGACAAAAUGCGCUAAUCCUUUCAGUUGUGGGUCAUGAUGGAGACAGCCCAGAUCGAGUACGAGUACUAUUGGCUCAUCCAACACGUCUUAAUGAAAUACCUUGUGAAAGAUUUUUUGAGACUGGAACCUGUCAUCGGGGUAUACGUUGUACUCGCUCUCAUGGAAAGAUUUUCAACAUUGAAGAUAUUGGAGAAUGGUAUGAACCAGACACAGAAAAAUAUCUACAUGAAGGGCAACCAUGUCUAGCUAAUGACCGUAAAAGUGAUCACAAUUCUUUAUGGCAUUAUGCAAGGCUUCUUCAAACGGAUUUUGAAUCAGGCACUUGUGUUGUUGAGUGGGGUCAUGGUAAAAGCCAACCUGAUAAGAAUUCAGUGAAGCGUCAAUCGUACGGAAACUUGGAGGAUAAAGUAACUAGUUUGCCACUAGAAUGUAUCCAUAUAUUAGAAAAUGAUGACGAUAUUGACUCUGAUGUUUCUGUAGUUAGUGAUAUUUCAUCAUCAACUACUAAUUCGGGAGAUUCCAGGGAUUAUUUGGAUCUUACUACUUCGUAUACUCGGCCUUCCAUCGAACUGAUCAAUAGUGGACAGACGACUGAAUCGCAAUCAUGUUCGCAGUAUGAUAAACGUCGUUUUCGGGUUCAAUUUGUCUUCGGUAAUACGCUUUUACCGGACCAGCGACCAAAUUUAGACACCGGUAAGGAAUAUCCGAAUGUUAAUAAAGAAGACAAACAGAGUUCCAUUGGUGACUGGGAAGCACAUACUCGAGGAAUAGGCUCUCGUUUAUUAGCAAGUAUGGGUUAUCCAGGUUACGGUGGACUUGGUCGCUGUCACCAAGGUCGUCAAUCUCCUGUAUGCACUAACCUUGAAAAGUAUCAAGUGCAUAAUGUCAAGUGGAAUCAUCGACCUUCACUAGACAAUGUUGUGUUAUCUCGAAAACGUGUGAAAAAUAUUAAAUGCCGUGAUAAAACAAUAGAAAUGUCAAGUAAAACAUCAAAAAACCAUGUUUCUCAUAGUGGAAGCGUUUUUAAACUAAUUAAUAUGGCAUUAUCUUCGACAUCCAGUAACAAUGACCAAAAUCCAAAACACCCUAAUAGUAAUAACAAUUAUAAUACAAAGAGUACCGUAACAUCUCAGAAUUCUCUUACAAAUUGUAAUGAAAGUAUUCUGAAACGUAAACUAUUUCAUACAUAUGAACAAAUCAAUCGAUUACAUAAUCAAAUUUCUAAAGCUCAAGAUUCAAUGAGAAGAAAUGAAGGACGAGAUCGUUUAGCAGUUAAACAAGCACAACAACUAGUUAAUGAUUUACAAUCACAAUUGAUACAAUUAAAAGAGAAUGAACGAACUAUUGUAAAUAUGCAAAAUAAACAAAUGAAAGAGAAAAAACUACGUAUUUUCUAA